CAACGACCCUUUUGACAUUUACACACCUUAUAUUCUCUUGAACAAAACUAGAUUCAAUAACAUGUUCAAUGCUAACUUUAAUUCUUCAGUAGAAAUAGACAUACCAGAUUUUUAUGGAGGAGAAAAAUCAAUCACAGUGAUAACAUUUUUCUCAAUGGAUAACGUGCUCCCUGCAAGAGACAAAGACAAGUCAACCUUCAAAGUCAUCAAUGGGAGAGUUGUCCUCAUUCAGUCCAGUGGCACCAUCAAGAGUAUUUCCCUCACAUUUAAUAUUAUCAACGAUACUCUGGGUAACCCUCAGUGUGUUUUCUGGAACUUCAGCCUCUUCAGUGGUGUCGGAGGAUGGGACAACACGGGCUGUGAGCUGGUAUUGAGUGUAAACAAAACCGUCACUUGCAACUGCAGCCACUUGACCUCAUUCUCUAUUCUUAUGUCACCUUACAGUCCAGAUGACUCUGUGCUGAAUUACAUCACCUACACUGGAGUUGGCAUAUCUAUGGGUUCCUUGAUCAUAUACCUUAUCAUUGAAGCUGCCAUUUGGAGAAAAAUAAGAAAGAACAAGACAUCUUACUUGCGCCAUGUUUCCAUUGUUAACAUUGCCAUGUCUCUCCUGAUUGCAAACAUUUGUUUUAUUAUUGGGGUAGCCAUCUCAGAUGAAAAGGAUGAAAACCCAAAAGCAUGCACUGCAGCUCCCUUUUUUAUCCAUCUAUUCUACCUAGCCCUCUUCUUUUGGAUGUUAGCCUCAGCUCUGCUGUUGUUGUACCGCACAGUUAUGGUCUUUGAUCGGGGUUUGUCUAAAAGAUCAAUGUUGGCUAUUGGGUUCUCUCUUGGCUAUGGGGCUCCCAUCGUAAUUGCUGUUAUAACUAUAACUGUAACUGAACCCAAACAAGCAUAUAUCCGACAAUCCGAUGGCUGCUGGCUCAACUGGGACAAUUCCAAGGCUCUACUGGCAUUUGUGAUCCCUGUGCUGAUGAUAGUGCUGAUAAACCUUACCAUCCUGAUACUGGUCAUAUACAAAAUGUUGAGAAGAAGGGCAAUGCUUGACACUGCACAGGCAGCUGAGCGGCAUGUUCUAGUGGUCAUUGCUAGGACCUUGGCAGUUCUAACACCAGUUUUUUGGAUUAACUUGGGGACUAGGGGUUGGAACCAUCACAGCCCCAGACAAGAAAGAAAUCCAUAUUUCAUUUGCAUUCUUCAAUUCACUGCAGGUACAA
Molecule: messenger RNA, 1214 nt
Organism: Monopterus albus (swamp eel)
Lineage: Eukaryota; Metazoa; Chordata; Actinopteri; Synbranchiformes; Synbranchidae
Product: adhesion G-protein coupled receptor F1-like
Exons: 1
Biological process (GO): adenylate cyclase-activating G protein-coupled receptor signaling pathway; cell surface receptor signaling pathway
Cellular component (GO): membrane
Molecular function (GO): G protein-coupled receptor activity
Source: RefSeq, a predicted model, not a curated record